Molecule: messenger RNA, 2041 nt
Organism: Rhagoletis zephyria (snowberry fruit fly)
Lineage: Eukaryota; Metazoa; Arthropoda; Insecta; Diptera; Tephritidae
Product: probable serine/threonine-protein kinase irlF
Source: RefSeq, a predicted model, not a curated record
GCAUCAACGUCGCUGCUCUGUGAACAAUGGUUGCAAUCGAACAUCGUCAAAAGUCAUCGACAGCAGCAACAGCAACAGCCACAGCGACAUCAGCAACAACAAUCAACAUAGCCGUACUAUCGCCAACAUCGUCCGCCUCAUCAGCAUCGGCUGCUUCGAAUACCACUACGACGACCACUUCGAGCAUUCAACAACAGCAGCAGCAACAACAACAGCAAGAGCAGCAGCAGCAAUCACAUAAAAGUCUCGAGGAGAAGAAGCAAUUGGUUGAAGAGGUAUUGAAAUCGAAUCCAAAAUCACCCAUACAAAAGCAGUUAAGCAAAACAGAUAAAAUGUCACAGCUGGAAUCACCCGCCGAUACAAAAAAUGCGGAGAAGCAACAGCAAAACAAGGAUGGCGGUGCAGUCGCGAAGAGCGCGGUUAGUCAGCGUAAUGUCGAUAUAAAAAUUUCCAAAAAAUCGAAUUUGGAUGCAGCCACUAAGGAGCUUACGAAAAAGGUACUCAAGCUGGAUUUGACGGGGAAGGAUUUGGAUGAGUUCUCCAUUAAAUCGCCCAAAUCGCCAAUAGCGCGUUUACCGCAUCAAACAUCGCUUACCUCCUCGGUCGAUGUGGAGGAUCGCAAAACGUUACGUGAGGCCUUAUACCAGGGUAUAUUUCAUCGACAUCGAAGAACCAUUUUCGCUGUGGGCAGCUUCUUGCGAAUGCUACGCAGCCGCAAUUCACAAUAUAAUACCAUACGUAGCUCGUCGGAGGGUGAGGAUGUGGAUGAAGUUAGAUAAGACGAUGUUUUGUAGAUGCGGCAAACCACAGAAACAAGUAUAUACAUGUAGAUAAACAUAUGUAUGUAUAUUUAAACGGAUAUACUUAUAUAGAAUAUAUAUAAAUACAUAUAUGCAAACAUACAAACACAAAAAGAAUAGGAAGCAAACAAAAAAUAAAAAUAAUUAUAUACAAAAAAAAAAUGUAUGUUAAGCGCAUAAACGUGAGCGAGCGAUAAAAAAAUAAAUAAAUUAUGUUAUACUAACAACAAAAAGUAUACACACAUACAAGCAAACAUAUAGUGGUGCAUAGUUAGCUAGAGUGGUUAGUAGAUUAUGUAGACACAGCUGCAUAAAUGCAUAAAAACAUACUUACAUGAAUGUUCAAAAUCAUAUGCGCCAAAAAACACAUAAAUACAUACAGACAUACAUAUAUUCAUACAUAUAUUCAUAUAUGGAUAUGAACUCACAGAAAGUCAUAGGAUCUUUAUGUCAUUGUUGUGUAGAAAUGUAUGCAGGUAAAUUAUAUACGCAGCCACAGCCAUAAAUUCAUACAUAGAAAACGAACCUAUACAUAUUUAUUGAAAGUUGUACGAAUGUAGUUAAAUAAAAUUGAAGAAAAUAUAUACAUAUAUACAUAAUUGUCAGAACUAAAGCAAACUGUAAAAAGAAUUUGAAAGUAAUUUGCGUUGGUAAUUCGCAAGUCUAAUGAUUUUUCGAUUUCUCAUAAAAAAAAAUUAAAAUAUAAAAAAAGAUACACUUUUCAUUUUUUAAGCCUUUCACUUAGUGAAAUUUAGCUUGUAGCUUAAUAUAGUCGUCAUAUACACGUACCACUUCAAUUCAUGUAAGCAUGCAAGUAUAUAAAAUUAUUUGAAAACUUGUACUUAGUACCUACUAAUAUAUGUUUUGCACAUUUCAGCCGACAUUUUUUUGGAAGUGACUUUUUCUAACUGUAAAUUGCUUGCUUGCCUACAUUGUGUAUGUACGUUAUGUAAAUUGGUAGUUUUUAGUUUUCUUACUACGCUGAAUCGAGCAAAAAAAAAGGUAAAUUUAAAAGUUUUUAAACUAUUUUUUAAAUACAAGUGCAUACUUUCAAAAAAUUUGUUAUAUGUAUGUACGAGUAGUGUUGUCAAACGAGUUUUAUUAUAUACAUACACACAUACAUACAUAGAUAAAUAAUAUUUUUCAAACCAUUUCGCUUAACACAUUCCGUAUAAGCCGAAUAACCUCGAAUUAGUUACUUACAUAGAUAAAGAAAUACAUAAAUAAAUAUAAAAAAUUAA